CACGAAGACGUCGAACGGGUGUGCAAUAUUUUGAUCAGUUUCGUACGCAUUUUUGGAAGAGGCCUGAAGAUGAAUUUGAUAGAAUCCAUUUGGGAAAUAUAACACCAGCACUAUCUAUCGAGGAGGUUGAACAUGAAUUAGGUCAAACAUUGCCAGGGAAUCGAAGAAGCCGAAGAAAUUCGGUUGAUAGUCGAAGAAGUCGUAGACGAUCAGCAUCCCCAUCCCGUGAUACAAUAAACACUAAUACAAACAAUCCUGAUGCGAUGAAUCCUGAAACAUCAACUCUUCAACCACCGCCUUAUGGGGCAGAUGAAGCGCAAAAUAUUAGCCUGAGACUAGCUCACGCCAAUUUUCCAGAAAUGAAUCAGAGCCAUGUCGUUUCUAGCCACAAAGUAGCUAACUCUGGCAAUAAUUUAACCCCUAAUUUGCUAAAUAUGUCCUUAUCUCAAAACGAAAGUGAUGUUAGUAUGCACGAUGUAG
Messenger RNA from Racocetra fulgida, 480 nucleotides. NCBI's taxonomy places the organism in Eukaryota, Fungi, Glomeromycota, Glomeromycetes, Diversisporales, Gigasporaceae. The record is from the annotation of a GenBank genome assembly.